AUGCGCAUUCCUAUCGCUGUGCAGCUUGCGCUGCUGGUGCUGGUGACGACGGUGAUGGGGAUUGCGGUGCUGGCGAUCGCAACAUGGAUCACCACAUAUAACUUCGUGGUUGGAGUAGGAUCCCAGGGUCUCGAGCUCGUCGCGACGAUCAAGGCCAGUCAGAUCGCGUCGAAUCUCGAUCUCAUCGAGACAACAUGCAAGACGAUAUCGACGCGGCUUCUUGUGCAAUCGGCCCUCCGUCGGUACAAUCAAGGCAACCGAACCUCCAAUAACUGGUUCUAUGCCAACACGGAUAUUCAGUCGGCACUCGGGAGCCGAGGCUACCUGAGCUUGUACCAGGCGAUCCUGUAUUCAAAGGAUGGUAAUGGGAGCGAACGUCUGCUGAACGUGACGAGUGAUACAGUGCCAGACAUCAACCUGCCCUACAACUAUCCCAACGGCAGCGCAGUCAAACUGGGCUCACAGGAGAACGGGUUUCCACUGACGCUGUAUCCAAACUUGACUUAUUCCAAUUCAAGCGACGGAGACGUGACCGCCCGCGCAUUUCCGGACUAUGUACUGGGACUAGGCUCUUCCCUGCUUUUGGGCCCACUGAAGAUUAACGAUUCGUUCUCCCUCGUCUCGUUGACAUUGCCCAUUGUCAACAACACAUCCGAUACCGAUCUUCUUGGAUUCAUAACGAUUGUUGCCAGCGCGACAAAUGUACAGAGUGUCAUCAGUUCCCGCGAUGGGCUGGGGAAUUCAGGACAGGCGCUGUUACUUGGACCAGCAAGACCUGAAAACACCUUUGCAUCGACAGCUCAGCCAGCAACUGCGACCUCCGGCGCAGAUUUGGCUGCGCUCUCCGAAGCGGCGGUGCAUUAUGUGUUCGAGCCCACACCCCUUCCAGGGCAAAAAAGCCGGCAUAGUGGCGUCUCGACUAACACCUCUUUCCCGUUGUUACGGUAUCCGAUUGCUUUGGAGAUAAUGCGCGAGACAUAUCACAACGAGAACACAUCGACCAGUCGGCUCUCUACCACGAAUGAAGCAGGAGCCAGCGUCGCCGUCGGUGCGGUUCGCCCUCAGAGCUCAUUGGUACAAUGGAUCUUGAUAGUUGAGGAAACCCACGCUGAAGCUUUCGCUCCGGUGAGCCGUCUACGCAAAAUUAUCCUCGCCUGUGUAUUCGGAACUGCGGGUGCGAUCAUCGUGAUGGUGCCGAUCCUCACGCACUGGGCAGUUGCUCCAAUUCGGAGACUCAGAGAGGCCGCGCAGAAAUCAGUCAUGCCGCAAACCCCUCCUCGCGAAGACCCUCACAGCCCGGGAGAUCACCAGGGCAUUGUGGCUCCUACCGAUGGAAUGGAUUCCACUGGAGACCAAAAUGAAAAGGGCCCUACUUCCCUCUGGGUGAAACGGCUUCGAAGCCCCUUCGAAAGACUCAACAGCACCUACAAUAUCACGCCUCGGAACAGGUCACAUUUUUUCCAGACCCCCGGCCGGGUCAAAGAGCGACGGCACUGUGUGACGGAUGAGCUGACGGAACUGACAAAAACAUUCAACGAAAUGUCGGACGAGCUCACGAUUCAAUAUAAUCGCCUCGAGGAGCGAGUAUCUGAGCGAACUCGAGAGUUGGAGAAGGCAAAGCUGGCGGCGGAGACUGCCAAUGAAAGCAAGACCCUGUUCAUCGCCAACAUUUCUCACGAGCUGAAGACCCCUCUGAAUGGCAUCCUCGGAAUGUGUGCUGUCUGCAUGGGGGAAGACGAUCUUUCACGAAUUAAAAAGUCCCUGCGAGUGGUCUACCAAUCCGGCGACCUGCUCCUCCACUUGUUGAAUGAUCUUUUGACGUUCAGCAAGAAUCAGAUCGAGCAAGCUAUUCAGUUGGAAGAAAAGGAGUUCAAGCUCUCUGACAUCAGAUCGCAGCUGGCGAUUAUCUUUCAGAAUCAGGUGCACGAGAAGGAUAUUGAUUUCAGUGUGAAAUGCAUUGCGAGUGGAAAAAGCCAAUCAGGCUGGUAUUCCAUGUGCCAGGAGCGAGGCACAGAGUUGGCUCCUCCGGGGCAACUCAUGGAUAUGGUGCUUUUGGGAGACCAACACCGCCUUUUGCAGGUUCUGAUCAAUCUGGUCAGCAACAGUCUCAAGUUUACACCAGAAAGAGGCAGGGUGGAUGUCCGCAUUCGGUGUACUGGAGAUUUCCUCGGCACGGAUAUUCAUGGCUCUUCAUCAUCGACCUUCCAACGACCGAGCUCGCAAGUCAAUAAUCCCGAAGAUCCGGUGGAAAACUUCACCACGGACCGGAAUUCGCUCGACCAGUCGAAUUUACGAUCGCUGGUGUUUCACUUCGACGUGGAGGACAAUGGACCAGGUAUCCCAGCUCACCUCCACCGACGUAUCUUUGAUCCUUUUGUUCAAGGGGAUCUGGGACUGAACCGCAAGUACGGAGGUACUGGUCUUGGUCUGAGCAUCUGCUCGCAGUUGUCCCGCAUUAUGAAUGGCGUCAUUCUUCUUGACAGUGAAGAGGGACGAGGGUCUACAUUCACACUUCGUAUCCCGCUGAAAUUUGUGAAAGAGCUUUCCCCAAGCUUCCACAGCUCCAGUGCGCCUGUAUCACGCACACCCAGUGUACUUUCACUGGAUGAGUUCUCGAAUACUGUUCGCACAGCGUCCAACCACGGUUCAUUUAAAAAUGAACCUGCAGCUCCUGGGUUUGACAAGUCUGAUAUCCAGCCAAGAUUGGUUGGUCUGAGCCAGCCAUUCUUCACCCCGACUGUACCAACAAGCCCCAUUUCAUCAGCAUCCAAGCUACCGAGAGCGAGUCAAGCCGAGGUGAAGCAGGAAGAGAGUUCGAAAAAGGUUCGGGUGCUGGUGGCUGAAGACAAUACAGUCAACCAAGAAGUUGUCCGCCGGAUGCUGGCGCUUGAAGAAGUAUACGAUGUGACCAUGGUCAAAGACGGUCAAGAAGCGUUUGAUACCGUAAAGUCGAACAUGGAGAAAGGAAGUGUCUUCGACCUCAUUUUCAUGGACAUACAGAUGCCGAAUUUAGAUGGUCUUCAGAGCACUCGACUCAUUCGUGAGAUGGGUUACUCUGCGCCUAUUGUGGCAUUGAGUGCCUUUGCAGAAGAGAGCAAUAUCAAGGACUGCAUGGACUCGGGCAUGGACAUGUUCAUCAGUAAACCAAUUCGGCGACCGGCGCUGAAGCAAGUCCUCAACAAGUUCGCAACCAUCCUUGAAGAGCCGGAGAGUGGCCCUUAA
Penicillium argentinense is the source of this 3222-nucleotide messenger RNA. It is a transcript of the gene tcsB, whose product is annotated as putative sensor histidine kinase/response regulator TcsB/Sln1. Gene Ontology annotation, molecular function: phosphorelay sensor kinase activity. Lineage: Eukaryota; Fungi; Ascomycota; Eurotiomycetes; Eurotiales; Aspergillaceae. The coding region runs from base 1 to 3222 and encodes 1073 amino acids. The transcript is spliced from 7 exons. Gene Ontology annotation, biological process: phosphorelay signal transduction system; phosphorylation. The record is from RefSeq and is a predicted model, not a curated record.